AUUCAGUGCCGCCGUUCAAGUGCGAAUGAGUGAAAUCUUGGAACGCUUCAUCGUAAAGAUUUCAUAGUGCACAUUCACACCUUACACUUCUACAGUAGGACAGCACGCUCGAAAUUUUGGAAAAGAAUUUUUUUGAAAGUUUUUAAGUUUUGCCACUUCUAUGUUUUGUCAAAACGAAUGAACUUCGUGAAUUACCAACUGUUUGGAAUUAACGUCAGUGCUUACUGCGUACAUUCGUUCAUUAUUUGCAGAUGUACAGCUAACUGAGCUAAGUGAUUGAUCAUUGAUGUAAAGAUUGUAACUGACUGAUGUUUAUUUCUUGUUGUUUUGCUGUUGUCCAUCUGGCGAACACUUUGAAAAACAGCGAUUAACAUUUCAUUUCCUUGGAAAUAAUCCACCUGCAUAAAUACAUUGGGUUUAAUAAUCAGUAACCUGUAAGUGACUGUAACCUUUGCUGUGUUACUGAUUCUUUGGAAGCUGUCGGCGUGCCGAAUUUAUGGAAUGGCUGAUGAUGAAUUGACUAAAAAGUUGAGCCGUCGCCUGCACCUCAGCGAAACUGCUCCCGACGACGCCGAAACAGAGAAUUCCCAUCCAGCGUUGCUGCGAGAACCAAACCUGUCGAGAAAAUUGUCAUCCGGUUCGUCGGAAUCAGAAAAAGCCAUUUCUGGCAGUGCUUCCGAUGAAUUAUCGAAGAAAUUGUCCCGUCGCCAAGACAUCAACGAAGGCGUAGCAUCAGGCGACAAGCCCUCGCUGAAAGUCUUUAAUCCCUACACGGAAUUCAAGGAGUUCUCUCGCAAACAGAUAAAGGAAUACGAAAACAUCUUCAAAUCGCAUGACAUCAACAAAGAUCAUUUCAUCGAUAUGGAGGAACUAAAGCGAAUGAUGGAGAAAUUGGGAGCUCCACAGACUCAUUUAGCCUUAAAACACAUGAUCAGCGAAGUGGAUGAGGAUAAGGACGGAAAACUGAACUUCCGUGAAUUCCUAUUGAUAUUCCGCAAAGCUGCUGCCGGCGAGCUGCAGGAUCAGAGCGGUUUGUUCGUCUUGGCUAGCUUAACGGAGAUUGACGUAGACAAGGAAGGUGUUGGUGGAGCGAAAAAUUUCUUUGAAGCUAAGAUCGAAAGUAUAUCCCGUGGGUCCAAAUUUGAAGAGGAAAUUCGAGCGGAACAGGAACAGCACCGCAAGGAAGCGGAAGAAAAACGCUCUCGACGGCAACAGUUUAAGGAAAAGGCAGCUAUUUUCACCGGUGACCGUCAUUAACGGACUGGAAUCUGGAUUAUGUACUGCGGUAUACUACUCCAUUAUCAUCUCCUUGAAGUCGAAUGUGCUUCCAUGUUUUUAGCUAGUAAUAUUGAAGCUUUAAAACUUGUGAUUUUGUUUUGAUUGUUUUUAUUACUUUUAUACCGUUUCGGUUUUGCUACGGUGCUGAUUUUUUAUCAUUUUAGCCGAUUUGGUGCCAAAUUUUCCUUUUCUUAUUCCAUUUUUUAGGUGUCUUUUUGAUCCAUUGUUUUAUGAAGAAGUGCUAAUUUAAAUCCAGCUUGUAAUAAAAUAUUAUGGUGUGAA
Molecule: messenger RNA, 1560 nt
Organism: Paramacrobiotus metropolitanus
Lineage: Eukaryota; Metazoa; Tardigrada; Eutardigrada; Parachela; Macrobiotidae
Product: EF-hand domain-containing protein D2-like
Exons: 4
Coding region: 502-1257 (251 amino acids)
Molecular function (GO): calcium ion binding
Source: RefSeq, a predicted model, not a curated record